GUCUUGUCCAAGUGCCUUCGGUCACGAGCAAACAUUUUGAUUGCCACACACAUAGACCCGCGUUUUGAAGUCCGUUUAAUAAUACAUUUCUGCGCAUAGUUUGACAAAAUGUUCAACCAGCUGAUUGACCAACACCACAGACAAUCAAUCGACAGUGUACUGUUAGCGGUGGAUCCUGGUAGCAGUGGAUCCAAAGGAUGGAUAAUGCCAUGAAGUCCCUCAGUCUCCUGUCCUCUGCUUUUCUCUCCAAAUAAGUGCCUGAUGCCGCAGAUGGGAUAGGGCAGUGAGCAGUGCGAUGGCGAUUGCAUCAUCUGUGGACCUGUAUGCAAACUGAAGUGGGUCUAGGGUGGCCGGUGUGUGACAGCCAGUGUGUCAGCCAGUGCCUCCAUGACCCAGCAGCUCCUUGUCAGGUCUCGUCGGCCUAAGCCCUUCCGGGUCACCAGCGCUGACCGCAACAUUGAAAGGGAAUCAUGGCUAACGGGCUACGAGACCUACUCAACAAGAACACUCUUCGCAGAAUACAAAAUGAGCUCAAACCCCAGGCAAGGAAAGAUGUGGCUAAAAUAACCUUUGACCUGUACAAGAACAACCCUCGGGAUUUCUUUGGCUGUCAGAAUGUGAAGGCCACCCUUUAUGGCAUCUAUUCUGUCUCCUACGAUGUGCGCUGCUAUGCUGCCAAGAAGAUGCUGAAAGUGAGUGAUCUAGAGGCUCUGAGAUGGACCCUGUUCUCCAUGCAGGCCACAGGCCACGUCCUCCUGGGCUGCUCCUGCUACAUCGAGCAACUCCUGGACGAGGAUGACCGGGCAGACAGGGGUCUGCCACCACUGCCACAGGAAGGCAAGGUCAAACAACAACAGAGCAUCCUGAUGGGCUGGACUGCUGUGAUGGGCAAGACUGUUGUUUGACCUAUUCCAAUACUAUUAACUUGCAUCCUUCCCUUCUCCCUAAUAAUCCCCAUCUAAGUUGAUUGUGCAGGUUAAAUAGAAAGUUCCACCACAUAGCUUGUCCAGUCAUGGCAGAUUAGUGGUCAUUUCAUGGAAGGGAGAAAGGCAGAAAGGAUGGAUAUUCAAACAGGGAAUUGACUGUGCUAAAAAAAAAUGGGUACACAGUGUUGCAUCACUCUGAUGAUGUCAUGGUUACUGCGGCAGGUACACGCCUUUUGGUUAGGUCACUCCUCUAGAUUGACUUUUGGGAGAGGAAAUGUGCUUUGUUACAUAUGUUUGUGUAUAUGGCCUGCAACACCCCACAAGAAAAUGCCUACUUUUCUAUUGCAGUGACUGCUUCUGGACUACACUUUCAACUGAUAUUCAUAUUAAUAAGCAAAAAUA
Oncorhynchus keta (chum salmon) is the source of this 1328-nucleotide messenger RNA. RefSeq names its product cell death activator CIDE-3-like. Gene Ontology annotation, biological process: regulation of apoptotic process. The record is from RefSeq and is a predicted model, not a curated record. The coding region runs from base 471 to 905 and encodes 144 amino acids. NCBI's taxonomy places the organism in Eukaryota, Metazoa, Chordata, Actinopteri, Salmoniformes, Salmonidae. The transcript is spliced from 5 exons.